Letharia lupina is the source of this 615-nucleotide messenger RNA. RefSeq lists its product as uncharacterized. NCBI's taxonomy places the organism in Eukaryota, Fungi, Ascomycota, Lecanoromycetes, Lecanorales, Parmeliaceae. The transcript is spliced from 3 exons. Bases 1 to 615 code for a protein of 204 amino acids. The record is from RefSeq and is a predicted model, not a curated record.
AUGGAUGCCAUAUCUGGCGCUUCUGCAGUGGUUCAGCUCAUAGCAACUGCCUACGAUAUCAGCAAGUUCCUACGCAGCCUUCACGAUGCACGAAGCGAAUUACUUGAGAUUGCUGACUCUCGACCAGGUAGAGUACAGCAAAACAUGGCAGAAGUCCAGGACUUCGUUCAUCAACAGACUUCUUGUGCACCUUUACCCAAUUCGCAGCGCAUCAGCAGCGCAAUGAAAGUCUGCGAAAGCAGAUUUGGGGUGCUUGCAAAGUCAGUGGACGUGUUCACAAUCUCCUUGAACUACCAAAGCCUCAUGCAAAGGAGAUUGGCGGCCAUGAAGCUUUUUACGGAGAAGGAUCAGAUUCGGAAAUUCCAGAUUCAGCUCAGAGAGUCCACAAGGAAUCUGCUGACCGCUCCCAUGAUCAAUUCAAACAAUCUUGAAAGCCUACAGUUGGAGCAGGACAUCAAGUCCCACUUUGAUGUUUUGGUUCAAAACAAGGAAUCUACAGUCUACCGUUCGAGCAGGAAGGAAGACUGUACUAUCACAGAGGAAUCACAUCCGCCUUUGGUGGAAUUCAAAGGAGCUAGUCCUUUCACAUUCAAACACAAAAAGAGUGAAGUAUGA